Molecule: messenger RNA, 3676 nt
Organism: Acipenser ruthenus (sterlet)
Lineage: Eukaryota; Metazoa; Chordata; Actinopteri; Acipenseriformes; Acipenseridae
Product: REST corepressor 2
Biological process (GO): regulation of transcription by RNA polymerase II; negative regulation of DNA-templated transcription
Cellular component (GO): histone deacetylase complex; transcription regulator complex
Molecular function (GO): transcription corepressor activity
Source: RefSeq, a predicted model, not a curated record
CCGGCUGGCUCUUCUUCCUCAGCCUGCAUCAAUUUCAUUGUGUUUCAGGGAGCACGAUACUGGUGUAACUGGAGUGUAGUUUACAGCACUGGUACUGGACGCGUGUUUAAAUAUACGAGAUACACGCGUUUAGUGUUUGUCGGGGCUCAGGACGCAAAUCCUCAAACCAGCUUAAACUGCGAAACUUCACAGGGUGGAAAAAAAAAUAAAUUGGGGUAAAGUCAUUUUUUAACCCCGCCACUCCCGUGGAAUAUACACGCUGUGGAUUUUGUAUUGUGUGGAUUUAUCCCGGUGAUUGGUGUGCCUUUUUUUGGUUUUAAAAGGAGAAAGAAACUCGCAUCGCAAGAUUUGGGACUCCCAAAUUGUUGGGAAAAUUAAAGGAUUUACAUUAUUUUUUUUUUUAAAAAAAGCAGCAUGCCGUCGGUAAUGGAGCGGUCCGGUUCGGGUAUCCUGUCACGGAGCCGGGGCCAAAAAUGCGGGCAGCGGAAACAGUGUCCGCACUCCGAGGAGAGCAGCGACGAAGAGAACUCAAACGACAGCAUGAUGAUUCGAGUUGGUGCAGACUAUCAAGCUGCUAUCCCAGAGUGCAAAGCAGACACAGAGACUCGCUCCAGCGAGAAGGAAUCUGAAGCCAUGCUGGUCUGGUCUCCCAAUCAAGUCGUGUCGGACGCCAAACUGGACGAGUACAUCGUAAUGGCGAAAGAGAAGCAUGGAUACAACAUGGAGCAGGCUCUGGGGAUGCUGCUCUGGCACAAGCACGACGUAGAGAAGUCUCUCGCUGACCUGGCUAACUUCACCCCGUUCCCCGAGGAGUGGACGCUGGAGGACAAGGUGCUGUUCGAGCAGGCCUACAGCUUCCAUGGGAAGAGCUUCCAUCAGAUACAGCAGAUGCUCCCAGAGAAGGUGAUCCCGAGCCUGGUGAAGUAUUACUACUCCUGGAAGAAAACCCGCACUCGGACCAGCGUGAUGGACAGGCAGGCGCGCAGGCUGCUGAGCAGGAAAGAGAAGGAUGAGAGCAAUGACGAGAUGGAGGAGGGGAACGGAGCCAGCGACAGUGACUUCCACGCUGAUACCAAGAGAGAGUCCAUCUCUCACAGGCAUUCUGGCGGUGGUUCUGGUGCUGGUUCUGGUCGGAUGGGUCCGAUGAAGAAGGAGCAGCUGAGCUCCCAGAACCGACACCACCCCCUGCGAGCUCGCCGGCGCCCCCCCAAGGGCAUGUACCUGAGCCAGGAGGACAUCGCAGCCGUGUCAGCCAGUACGGACACCGCGACCCUGAGACAGCUGGACACACAGCUAGUGUCUCUGAAAAGACAGGUCCAGAACAUCAAACAGAUGAACAGCAGCCUGAAACAGAACCUGGAGAAGGGAAUCGACCAACUCCGCCCUCUGGAGGGGCACCCCAAGUUGAAUUCCCGAUGGUCGACGGAUGAGCAGCUCCUUGCAGUGCAGGCGAUCCGGAAGUACGGGAAGGACGUGUCUGCGAUCGCGGAGGUCAUCGGGAACAAAACCGUCCCGCAGGUUAAAUCAUUCUUCGUGAGCUACCAGCGGCGCUUCAAUCUGGAGCAGGUGCUGCGGGAGUGGCAGGCCGAACAGGAAGUGCAGGGGCAUGCUGGGAGCGCGGCCUCGCUCGACGGGAGCAAGGGCUCGGGGGCGGGGUCGACCGCCAGCAGCGACGAGGAAGAGGAGGAGCAGGAGGAGGAGGAGGAUGAGGUCCAGAUAACGGGGGUCUCAGCUCCCCCCCAGAGCGCCGCUGCCGCCCCCCCUGCCCUGUCCCAGCCCCCCCCUCUCCUCCGACCCCCCCUCCCCUCUGCCCCCCCCCUGCACCGCCAGCCGCCCCCCCUCCAGCAGGGCCGCUUCCUCCAGGCGCGGAGCUCUCUGAACCAGCCCCCUCCCCCACUCAUCAGACCUGCAGUGGCAGCGGGUCGCCAGCAGGGGGCACUCCGCUCCUCGACGGGAUCUUCAAACGGAGGAGCCUCCAACCAGCUCCCCCCGUCACUGGUGGGGCUGCAAGUAGACCCCCCCACCCCCUGCCCACUGAGAGAGGGUCCCGGGUCCCACUAACACCCACACGAGUCCUGCUGUUUGCUCCUGAUCAUUUCAAUAUUAAUAAUAAUACUAGACUUCAUUGAGGGGAGCUCUGAACCCCAGGACUGGGUGCAGCAGCAGCAGCAGCAGGGCUAGUGUGAGUUUGUAACCCUGCUCAAACUCCUGGCUCCUGAUCAUUUCAAUAUUAAUAAUAAUAAUACUAGACUUCAUUGAGGGGAGCUCUGAACCCCAGGACUGGGUGCAGCAGCAGCAGCAGCAGCAGCAGCAGCAGGGCUAGUGUGAGUUUGUAACCCUGCUCAAACUCCUGGCUCCUGAUCAUUGCUGUAUUAAUAAUAAUAAUACUAGACUUCAUUGAAGGGAGCUCUGAACCCCAGGACUGGGUGCAGCAGCAGCAGCAGGGCUAGUGUGAGUUUGUAACCCAGCUCAAACUCCUGGCUCCUGAUCAUUUCAAUAUUAAUAAUAAUAAUACUAGACUUCAUUGAGGGGAGCUCUGAACUCCAGGACUGGGUGCAGCAGCAGGGCUAGUGUGAGUUUCUAACCCUGCUCAAACUCCUGGCUCCUGAUCAUUUCAAUAUUAAUAAUAAUAAUACUAGACUUCAUUGAGGGGAGCUCUGAACUCCAGGACUGGGUGCAGCAGCAGGGCUAGUGUGAGUUUGUAACCCUGCUCAAACUCCUGGCUCCUGAUCAUUUCAAUAUUAAUAAUAAUAAUAAUACUAGACUUCAUUGAUGGGAGCUCUGAACCCCAGGACUGGGUGCAGCAGCAGCAGCAGGGCUAGUGUGAGUUUCUAACCCUGCUCAAACUCCUGGCUCCUGAUCAUUUCAAUAUUAAUAAUAAUAAUAAUACUAGACUUCAUUGAUGGGAGCUCUGAACCCCAGGACUGGGUGCAGCAGCAGAGCUCGUGUGACCCUGAAUUUAAACUCCCCGUUCUUUCUGUCUAUACACUGAAUCUUUCACAGGGAACUAGAUGCACUGAACCAACCAAGGAACACUGUCUCGUAGCAACAAGCUCCAUGGCAACCAAGGAAGGAAAAAAAGGAGCAACUAAUAUAGACUGAAUCUCCAUAGCAACCAAGGAAUACUCAGGGUAUCCCGAGUUUUUUUUUUUUUUUUGUUUUUAAAACUAUUUUCAUUGCAACCUGUUUCCACGGCAACCCCUCCUAGGAUCAAACGCUCAGUACUGGUGCCUCUCCCAGUGCUGGACUGGGAGAAGGUGCAACCCUCCCCACAAGAUUUGUAGCAAGAAAAAAAACACUCAGUCUGGCGUUUUGGAGCACUGCAGCUUAAAAGAAAUUAUUGUAACAAAAAAAAGGUGUAUUUUUGAGGAGAGCUGACUCGAACUCUCAAAAAUAAAAGUUCUACUUUGCAAAGGAAUCGAAAGACGCACCUGUCCUACGUCAGCGAGUGACGCAGAGCAGUUUGAAAACAGCGAGGACUAGCUAGAGCCUAGAGUAGACGAAGCACUAACGACUGAAACGUGUCGCUCUGAAGAAUAUUUAAAUAAAUCAAAAAUAUAUAGGAAUUUCAGAGUGCUGUUUGCGUGAUAUGUUUUUUUUUGUAAUUGUCUCAGAUUUUUUUUUAUAAUAAAACUUGAAUUGUUUUUUUGUUAAUUAAAAUGAAUGAAAAAGUGAA